AUGUAUGUGAAAUGGUUUGAUACAGUAAUAUUUUACUAUGUUAUUUUAGUGAAUUUAGUGAAUGUCACUUUUUGUCAUUUUCAAAUUUUCCGCCAGUUCCGUCCCCAUACGUUCUGACGUCGCAGGGGACAGAACCCAGAAGACAGAUGCUGGUAUCCGCCAGAGGACAUUACAGGGAACACUGCAAGAGGGACAUCGCGGGAGGACAAAGUAAGAGAAGAAGAGAUCCCGCAUGGUAAGCCCGAGUGUAGCACGGGGUUAUCGCUUGUGCUACACUCGGGAAUACCGCCAGGGAGGCUAC
Staurois parvus is the source of this 301-nucleotide messenger RNA. Lineage: Eukaryota; Metazoa; Chordata; Amphibia; Anura; Ranidae. The record is from the annotation of a GenBank genome assembly.